AUUUUCCGUGAAGGGUUUUCAUUCAGCAACUGCCCAAAAGCAGAGCCAAAGAGGAAGCCUUUGCCAGGGGGAUAUGGCUUUUCUCUGUUCUCUUCUUCUUUGGCACAUGGCGGUACGGCCUCUUUCUUAGUUUUUCCUCUUAAGGCUCUUCAAGUUCCUCCUAUUUUUCUUUUUUAUGAUCUGGGUUUUUAUUUUUAUUUUAUUUUUCUCUCAAUCUCUAUAGUACUUCUUCUCAAAAAGAAAAUUAGUUUUUUUAUUUAGUGGUCUUACUCUCUGCACUGUUUAUUUCUCUUUGAAUGGUCUAAAUUUUCUUUCUCUUGCUUUAUGGCACAUCUUUUUUGUUCUGGUUAAAAGGGGUUGUUGAUUUAACCCUUUUGAAGCUUGAGCUUGAAGUGAAAGAAGUUUGAUUAUGUAUUUAUGAUGUGUUUUAUGAUGUGUUUUAUGAUGAUGGAAAUGGUGUGCUUUUGACCAUAAAAAGGGAUCAGAGAAAGCUAAAGGAACAGGUGGUGUGUGUGUGUGUGUGUGAGUGUGCAAUAAAGAGAGUAGUAUAGUUUGCUUGUGAUUGUCAAUGAGUGAGCAAAAAUAAAAAAUAAAAACUUGAGGAAUUUCUGUUCUCUCUUUUUAUCCCUUUUCACACACUUCAUGUGCCAGCCAGAUGUAAUGUGCCCUGAAGGGUGCUUGUCCUUGUAUUGAUUUUCUUUAAGGGGUUUUUCUUUUCUGGGUUAGUGUUUGUUUUUGGGUGGUCUAUUUUCCUCUUUGGGUUUCAAACAUGCCGAUGUAUCAGCCCUCAAAGAGGGAUGGGGUUGUUGGUUUUGCCGGUGGUAGAGAUGGGCAUGUUCUAGAUCUGGAUACAGCCGUCAAAGAUGGAGUCUUGGGUGGUAUUGGUGGUGGAGUUGUUGGAGCUGGUGCUGGUGAAAAAUUGGAUCUGAAGAAGAUGAUUGAAGAGCUUGACUUGUCUGAGGUCCCUUCUGUGUUCAUUUGUCCAAUCUCUCUGGAACCAAUGCAAGACCCUGUGACCCUUUGCACGGGUCAAACUUAUGAGAGGUCCAACAUUCUUAAAUGGUUCAACUUGGGACACCUUACUUGCCCCACCACUAUGCAGGAGCUUUGGGACGAUUCAGUCACCCCAAAUCGAACCCUGUACCAUCUUAUCAUCACCUGGUUUUCACAGAAGUACUUGCUGAUGAAGAAGAGGUCAGAAGAUGUGCAAGGAAGGGCCUCAGAGCUUCUUGAGACACUGAAGAAAGUUAAGGGUCAAGCUAGAGUCCAGGCCCUUAAGGAGCUUCAACAAGUUGUGGCAGUACAUGCCACUGCUAGGAAGACAGUGAUUGAAGAAGGUGGGGUUGCUGCAAUUUCUUCUCUACUUGGUCCAUUUACAUCACACGCAGUUGGGGCCGAAGCCAUUGGAAUUCUUGUGCACUUGACCCUCGACUCAGAAUCGAAAACGAAUUUGAUGCAACCUGCGAAGAUUUCUUUAUUGGUGGACAUUUUGAAUGAAGGGUCUGUAGAGACGAAAAUCAGUUGUACUAAGUUGAUUGAAACUCUGAUGGAAGAAAAGGAUUUUAGAUCUGAAAUUGUUUCAAGCCAUAGCCUCUUGGUGGGACUGAUGAGGCUUGUUAAAGAUAAGAGGCAUAAAAAUGGUGUCCUGCCUGGACUUGGCCUUUUGAAAACUAUUUGCUUGCAUGAGGAAGUAAGGGGUUUGAUUGUGAGGAUUGGUGCUAUUCCUCAGUUGGUUGAUUUGUUGCCUUCUCUUGAUCAUGAAUGCUUGGAAUUAGCUCUUUUCAUUCUGGAUGCAUUAUCAACUCUACCUGAGGGAAUAUUAGCUUUGAAAGUUUGUUCAAACACCAUACCGAAUAUGGUGAGGCUUCUUAUGAGAAUAUCAGAGAGCUGUACUCAGUAUGCACUAUCAAUCUUAUGGUCUGUAUGCAAACUUGCCCCGGAGGAAUGCUCAUCAGUGGCUGUUGAUGCCGGUCUUGCUGCAAAACUUCUCCUUGUUAUUCAAAGUGGUUGUGGUCCUGUGUUGAAGCAAAGGUCCGCUGAGCUUUUAAAGCUUUGCAGCUUAAAUUAUACAGAUACUUUAUUCAUUUCCAAGUGUAAGCUUACAAGGACAAUUCAGUGAUUGGGAAACGUUUUCUUGUAUGUUAUACGCACCUCUUUCUCAAGUGACUUGAGGCUAAGGAGAUGAUGAUGACCUGCUUGGAUUGAAUUCAAAGAUUUUCAGAUGAACCCCCCAGUGUGGCAAUAGGGAGGUUUAAGGUACAACACCAGCUCUCCUGUAUAUAGUAUAAAAGUACUUUAGUUCCAACAAUUGAUUCAAGAUUCAUGAGGAAGAAUCAUAAUGUGGACACCGGAAUUAUGUCCGGCCUUUUUGUUUGCUGGUGUUCACUUGUCUAAAUUGUCAAUGUUUUUCCAAUAAAACCCAGCUAGAAAGAAGAAAGUUUUUUAACUGUUGUUGGAUAAAGAUACUUGUAGGAGGGGAACUCGCUCGUGGGAAAAAAAAAACUUGGAGCUUGCAAUUGCAAUUGUAAUUGUUGAGGAAUUGCUUGCUUCCAUGUUACUCUUGUAACUCUUUAGUUCAUAGUCCAAAGGGUCUGAAGGCCUCUUUCUUUUCUUUUUCUUUUUUUCUUUUUCGUUCUUAGUGGGAGUUUUGCUAUUGACCCCACAAAUGUAAAGACUUGGAAAUCCAUUGAGCAUUGUCCUUCAAGAUAUCCAUUCAAUAUGUAAAAUGAAAUUAGUUUAAUCA
Humulus lupulus (European hop) is the source of this 2743-nucleotide messenger RNA. Its product is annotated as U-box domain-containing protein 30-like. The transcript has a single exon. NCBI's taxonomy places the organism in Eukaryota, Viridiplantae, Streptophyta, Magnoliopsida, Rosales, Cannabaceae. Gene Ontology annotation, biological process: protein ubiquitination. Gene Ontology annotation, molecular function: ubiquitin protein ligase activity. The coding region runs from base 770 to 2119 and encodes 449 amino acids. The record is from RefSeq and is a predicted model, not a curated record.